AUGGUAAGCUUUCAGUAUCUAGGCACUGUCCAAACCCCAAGUUCUCUCCAACCCCCUAGCGCUAACAUCCUCCUAGGCCCGGUUAAUGCGGUAACCUUCUCAAGCUCCGGAGGCACCUACGUCCUCACCGGCUCCUCAGACCGAGCAAUCCACCUUUCGCGCGCAGUCCCAAACAACUCCAACAGCCCGACGGUAGUCGAGACCACAACCCCUAUCCAAAAAUACGAAGCACAUGGCUACUCCGUCCUGAGACAUCGCCAGCAAGGCACCACGACUAGACGAUGGACCGGCCACAACAGCCGAGUCGAAGCCGUGCAAUUUGCCGGCAACGGCGACUCCGUCGUAGUAACCGGCAGCGCAGACACAACAAUCAAUAUCUGGGAUACCCGCUCCUCGAGCUAUAAACCCAUCCAAACCCUCACAGAAGCAACCGAUACCGUCUCAACACUACACGUGCAUAUGGGGACCUACUCGAUUGCAAGCGGUAGCUACGACGGCCACGCGCGGAUCUACGACGUGCGGAUGGGGAAGACGACCGUUGAUGUCCUCGCGCACCCGGUGACGAGCGUGCGCUGCUCGAGCGAUGGGAAUGCGCUGCUCGCUUCGACGCUGGACGGGUAUAUCCGGCUGCUGGACCGGAUGGAUGGGAAGUUGCUUAAUGCAUUCGGGGGUGAGAAGGGUGGGAGUUGGAAGGGACAUUCGUAUCGGAAUUCAGAGCUGCGGGUGCGCUCCGUCUUUGCGAUGGGGGAUGCGGUUGUGCUGAGUGGGAGUGAGGAAGGGCCGGCUGGGGCGGCGGCGUUUGCUUGGGAUGUUGUUAAAGGGGAGGUUAUUGCUGCUGUGCCUGUUGGGGAGAAGGUCAAGGCUGUGAGUUGUGUGGCGUGGAAUGAGGGUGCGGGGGAUUGGGCUGCUGGGUGCUCUGAUGGUGCUGUCAGAGUCUACGGAUGA
This is a messenger RNA of Penicillium mononematosum, 945 nucleotides long. RefSeq lists its product as uncharacterized. Gene Ontology annotation, molecular function: protein binding. Gene Ontology annotation, cellular component: catalytic step 2 spliceosome. The record is from RefSeq and is a predicted model, not a curated record. The transcript has 4 exons. NCBI's taxonomy places the organism in Eukaryota, Fungi, Ascomycota, Eurotiomycetes, Eurotiales, Aspergillaceae. The coding region runs from base 1 to 945 and encodes 314 amino acids. Gene Ontology annotation, biological process: mRNA splicing, via spliceosome.